Molecule: messenger RNA, 1278 nt
Organism: Mesorhabditis belari
Lineage: Eukaryota; Metazoa; Nematoda; Chromadorea; Rhabditida; Rhabditidae
Source: the annotation of a GenBank genome assembly
AUGUUUUCUAAUCCACUAAACUUUGGCCAUUUGCCCACGGAACUUCGAUCGUUGAUCGUGAAUUGGCUGCAUGAUGAUGAAGCCCAUCAAAUGUUGGCGGUGAGUAAAAUGAGUCGAAAUUUGGUGCUCCGACGCGGCAAUUUCCCGAAAUUCAUUCAAGAAUUAAAGCUCUGGUGUAAAGAGCAAAGAGAUGUUGAAGGUGAAAUGAAAAUCGAUGGAAUCGAUGGAAUCGAUUCGGCCUUGCAAAUCAGUUUGAUCUAUCGAAAAAAUACACUGGAGGAGCGCUUUUAUACAAUAGAAACCACUCUUGUCGAUCAAAUUCUCUGGAAACAACUGAACAAAAGGUCGAUCAAGAAACUUGUCAUCACCCUGAUGGAGCUUGGCAGCGAGUUUCCUGAGGCAAAUGCAGAAAAUCUGCAAAAUCUCGGUCGAUUUCUCUCCACAUUCCCCGCAUUGCAUCUCAUCCAUUUCGAGGCUCAACACAGUUUUUUCUCCGUUUUCCUCGAAACAUUCAAUCCGAUUGUCGAUGUGGAAUUGGCGAGCCUCCACGUUCAUCCCCAUCACAAUCAAUGCGAUGACGUUGAUGCGGCUUAUGCAAUUCUCGCCGAAAAGCCGUUCCUAAAAAGUACCAAAUUUUUGAACAUCGGCUCAGGCACGAAUCAAUGGGCAAUAGCCAGACAAACGACGGCCGUCCACGUUGAGAUCAACUGUGAUCACUCCUUUAGUCAGCUCUCUGACAUGGUUGAGGAAAUCGGUGAUAAGGGGAUCCCUAGCAUGCACCCCUCCGCCUCGUGUCAAAUCCGAAGCUAUCGUCAAAUCCAUGUGCGUCGUGCGGAAAUCCUAUCAGUAAUAAGGAAAAAGAAUCAAAUUCAAAUCGUUUAUCGGGAAGAUUUGAUGAGGAACGAGUUGCACUCGUUGCGCCGCCUUCAAUACUUUAGUUCACCACGAUACGCUGUGCGCAAAGGAUUUACGAUCGAUCGGCUUAAUGGUGAUUUUUGGACGAGGCGACAUUUCUCAAAUCAUGAUCUCGGAAAUUGUGUCUAUUUCAUUCAAACGCUCAAUGACGAAGAUUUUGUUGGUUUAUUCUAUUUGGAAGAGAAACCCGAUGGAGGGGACCACACGGUGAUGGAUGUUUGUAUCAUUUGGUUGAGAAGAAGCGCUUGUGUCGAGGGAAUCAUCGAAAUGCCGAUUGAUACGGAAAUCAGCUUCUUACUCGACAAUUCGGAUUUUUUGCCAUUAUCAGAAGAAAAUUCAGAUCAAAAAUCAGCUGUUUCUCUG